Oncorhynchus tshawytscha (Chinook salmon) is the source of this 383-nucleotide messenger RNA. RefSeq names its product FERM and PDZ domain-containing protein 4-like. NCBI's taxonomy places the organism in Eukaryota, Metazoa, Chordata, Actinopteri, Salmoniformes, Salmonidae. Bases 75 to 383 code for a protein of 102 amino acids. The record is from RefSeq and is a predicted model, not a curated record. The transcript has 3 exons. Gene Ontology annotation, molecular function: protein binding.
AGGUGAAUGAUUGAGAAUCAGACUGAGCUCCUUUCUGUGGGACCUCGUCCCAUGCUCCUCCCUCCUCUCAGGGGAUGGCCAAGGUCCAGGAUGGACACACAAACACAUGUGACAGCCCUGCGAUGUUAGAAGAGAGCCAGGAUGGUAUGGACAGUGGUAGCCUGACUCCUGGCCCAGCUUCAGCUCGACAGGUCUGCAUUCAGCGCCACCCCAGCCAAGGCUUCGGAUUCAUAGCAGGCAGCCAGAGACCAGUCAUUGUACGCUCCGUCUCUGCAGACGGCCCGUCCAUCGGCAAGCUUCUCCCUGGAGACCAGAUCCUGGCCAUCAAUGAGGAGGUGGUGAGCGAGGCUUCCCGGGAGAGAGUCAUAGACCUUGUAAGGUAA